AUGAAUCGCCUCCGCGCCCUCCGCUACUUGGGGGGAGCCCUUGCGGCUUCAGGAGGGGGGUUGGGCUCUUCUGGAGUGCCUGCAGCGUGUAAGGAACGAGGAAGCAACGGGGGAGACAAGCAGCAGCAGCAGCAGCAGCAGCAGCAGCAGCAGCCUGGUUUUUUGGGGGAUUGGUUACAGAAGCCUCCUGCAGCAAUCGGUAAUGCUGCUGCUGCGCGAUGGCGCAUGCGAAACCUUUUGACUUCUUUACAGGUUCGUUUGCAUUUACUAGAUUUACCUGUGAGUUUUGAUGAGGCUACAAAGAAAGAUAGUGUGGGGGGGCAGAUGAAGGAGGAGAAGAGAGAACCAACAACAGCAACAGCAACAACAGCAACAGAAGCAGCAGAAGCAGCAGCAGCAGCAGCAGCAGAGAGCGGGAAGGGGCUUCAGAAUAAGAAGAGGCUUAGGGUGGUUGUAGUGGGUGGUGGUUGGUCUUCAUCAUCGUUUGUUUCGUCUCUAGACCCUCAGACUUCGUCUUCAGGAGAGAGGGGGUCUUGGGAAGAGGCUUAUGAUUAUUUAAUACUUGGUGUUGGGUCUGAAGUUAAUACUUUUAAUAUCCCUGGUGUACAGCAGCAUGCACUCUUUCUUAAGACAGCAGCAGACGCAGAGAGGAUCAGAGGGAGGCUUAAGUGCUGUUUAGAGGCAGCAGCAAGUGCAAACAUAUCUGAAAAAGAAAGACAAGAGCUUCUUACUUUUGUUAUUGUUGGUGCGGGGCCUUCGGGUGUAGAAGCAGCAGCAGAGAUACAAGACUUCUUAAACACCACAGGCGCUCGGGUGUAUCCGCAGCUGCAGCAAUAUUUCAAAGUUGUGCUGCUCGAGAUGGGUUCAGUGCCUCUCCCUAUGUACAAUACACAAGUGCAGCAAUCUUUAGGAAAUACAUUCUCUAAGAGCGGGGUUGAUCUAAGACUUAAUGCUCGAGUAGUUGCUGUGGGGCCCAGCCACGUGCAGGUUCGACGCAUGCAGCCUGCUGCUGCUGCUGCUGUUACUGCAGCAGUAAGAGACACACUAACAGCAACUCGAGGUGGAGGCGCAUCGAAAGACAGUUCAGCAGCAGCAGGAGGUGGCACCUCUGCUGGCGGAGCAGCAGCAGGUGCAGCAGCAGCAGCAGCAACAUCACCAGCACCAGCAACAACAACAACAGCAGCAGCAGCAGCAGCAACUGAUGAAUGCAUUCCUACUCGGUUUGUCUUAUGGGCUUCGGCCGCCCCCUCUUCAGGUGUAUGCACAGCAACUCUUCAAUCUGGCGAAGAAAGGAGACAGUCAUAA
Messenger RNA from Eimeria acervulina, 1305 nucleotides. Its product is annotated as mitochondrial alternative NADH dehydrogenase 1, putative. NCBI's taxonomy places the organism in Eukaryota, Apicomplexa, Conoidasida, Eucoccidiorida, Eimeriidae. Gene Ontology annotation, molecular function: NADH dehydrogenase activity. The record is from RefSeq and is a predicted model, not a curated record. The transcript has 3 exons. The coding region runs from base 1 to 1305 and encodes 434 amino acids.